AUGUUUGGUUUUCACAAAUCGAAGAUCUACCGCAGCCACGAGGGUUGUUGUAUUUGCAAGACGAAGUCAUCCAGUUCGCGGUUCACGGACAGCAGUAGAUACGAGGAUACGUUUCGACUUUGUUUUGGUUUAAUGGAAGACCGAGUUGGCGACAUCUGCAAUGCUUGUGUUUUACUGGUCAAGAGAUGGAAAAAACUACCUCAUGGUUCCAAGAAGAAUUGGAGACAUGUUGUGGAUGCGAGAGCAGGACCUGGAUUUAAACUCAGCAAACCGAAAAAGCCAAAAAGCACUGACGGCAAAAAGAAAAGCAAACUGAAGAAGCUCCACAAACUCAAAAGACAAAAUUCUGAUGCUCACAGUACAACAUCCAGCAUGUCUCCAGCCCAGUCACCAAGCUACAACAUCCUGUCUGAUGACAGUUCAGACACUGAGUCCAAGCGGAGGCGUUCCACUCCAUCAGUCUUCUCCUUUCUGGAUCUCUCUUAUUGGAAGAGACAGAAGGUGUGCUGUGGGAUUGUCUACAAAGGUCGUUUUGGAGAGGUGAUGAUUGACCCGAGACUCUUCAAACCCUGCUGUAGCUCCAAGAAGCAGGAGACCUUCACACCGAUGCUGGAGACACACAUCGGCGACAUGCAUCAUCCCAUUAGACACCAUCCUGAUGUACCCUCCCCUGAGCUGGAAGAGGAACAAACACAAAGCUUAUGA
Molecule: messenger RNA, 705 nt
Organism: Chanos chanos (milkfish)
Lineage: Eukaryota; Metazoa; Chordata; Actinopteri; Gonorynchiformes; Chanidae
Product: SIN3-HDAC complex-associated factor-like
Exons: 5
Coding region: 1-705 (234 amino acids)
Biological process (GO): negative regulation of cell migration
Cellular component (GO): Sin3-type complex
Source: RefSeq, a predicted model, not a curated record